AUGGCGAGGCGCGGCGGCCCGCGGCCCGCCCUGCCUGCUGUGAGGCGCCUGCAGAACGCGGGGCACGCACGCACGCACGAGGACCCCCGACGGCGCGGGGCUUCCACCGCAGCCCGAGACGCGGAGAAGAGUGCGGGCGGCGCCGGGCGGGACCGGGCGGGACAAGUCGUCCUCCAGCUUCCAGGGCUUUACACCCCCGGGGACAGAGCCCCAGACAAGAGCGUGGAGACGCGGAGCCCGCCAAAUGCUGAGUAUAACUAUGCUGUACAAUCUGAGGGCUGUGUUGCCAGCACAGCACCCUAUAAUGAGAAGACCAGCUCCCCAUCGGCAGUGGAGACAGGCUCUUGUGCCCAUGAGCCCCUAAGCCUUGACAGCAUGGGCCCCUACUGCAAGACUGCUGCAGAUCUGGGUGGGAAGUGCUGCUCCCCGAGUUCAAAUCAUUCUUCUGAAAACUCAGUGCCUGAAGGCCCCAGGCUCCGAGAGGAGCUGAGCUUGCUGAAGUGUCUGACAGAAGAUGGCCAGCGUCCGGAGUGGACAUUUUACCCAAGGCCCAGCAGUAAUAUCCACACCUACCACGUUGGAAAGCAGUGCCUCUUUAAUGGGGUUUUCCUUGGCAACAAGAGGUCUCUGGCAGAAAGGACAGUGGACAAGAUGCUUGGGAGGAAGAAAUACGAUAUCGAUCCCAGGAAUGGGAUCCCAACACUGAAUCCAGGAGAUAAUCCGUAUAUGAUUCCAGAACAGAGUAAGGGCUUCUACAAAGCAGGUGCAACCCUACCACCAGUGAACUUUGCAUUAGUGCCUUAUGAGAAGAAAUUUGAUACAUUUAUUCCACUUGAGCCUCUUCCACAAAUUCCCACCUUGCCUUUCUCGGAGAAGGAGAAAGCGAACAACUUAAAGAAUGAGAUAAAAGAAGUUGAGGAGCUUGAAUAUUGGCAGCCUGCACCUACAUUAGUACAGAGCAUAUUUCUUUCUGGUGCUUUGGACUUCCCAAGAAAACCCUGAGCAGAAACACGCUCAGAAACACGCCCACAAAACACUCACUUGACUGCACUCCAGCGAGCUCCAUCCAGUUGCUGUGUUUUGACAAUGUCUCUGUUUUAAAUCAUUGCUUCUCUGACGAAUCACUGUACUUUGCCUUGUUGAGCUUUAAAUUUUGAAAUCUUGCAGAACUUGUAGAGAAGUUGUGAGACUUUUACACACUUGCAUAUGCUUCAUCUACAUUCUGUGAUUGUAAACACCUCUCCAGAUCCUCCCUCUGUGUCUCUUUUAUAUUAUUACUGUGACUACUUUGUUGAGCUACUUAACACGGAGUGGCAGACAUCUUAAUCUUGUAUACCUACAUGACUACAAGUAUGGCUCCCCUAAAGCCAAAUGAAUUUUUUAACAAGAACAAUUGGAUCAACUUCAAAGAAUUUAAUACUGAUCAACAGUAUUACUAAUAUUCAGUCCACAUUCACUUUUAUUCAGAUGGGUUUAGUUUUCUAAAGAUACCCUCAAUGUAAGGUCUAACAAUUGUACAAAGUGGAUAGCUUAAAAACAUCAGGAAUUUAUUUCUCAUAGUUCUGGAGUCUAGGAGUUUUAAUGCAGUUCAUAGGUGGUACCUCAUUGUUGUGUCCUCAUAUGGCAGAAGGUGUUGGUUAGCUCUCUGAGAUCUUUCUCUCUCUUUUUUUUUUUGACAUGAGGUCUCCCCAUGUUACUUAGGCUAGUCUCAGUCUCCUGAGGAUUAUAGACAUGUACUAUUUUACCCACCUCUGGGGUCUACUUUAUGAGUUCUGAUUGCAUUCUUUCCCACUUGCCUUGCCUGCUAAUUAUUCAAUCUCCUAAUACUAUUACCUUGAGAGUUAGAUUUCAACACAUGAUUGUUUUGGAGGGAGGAUAUGGCUUGAGGUUCAUAGAAGUGAACCUUCAUUCUUUUUGGCUAAAACAAUUCUCAUUGAUUGGCCAUAGCACAUUCUCAUUUAUUUAAUACUUUUUGGUAUUUUCUCAAAUACUCAAGUUUGUACAUGUCAGAAAAAUGAAAGGGCUAUAAUUAGACAAUGGAUACUAUUGUCCAGUACAUUUCAGUCUUGUCUUAUCUAAUACAGCAGGGAAUUUUGGUCAUCUUUAUUCUUAGAGCUUCUCACACAUUGCAGAAGCAAUUAUUUGGAGAAGGUGAAAAGAAAAGCCUGCUCUCCAGUCAGGCUGUGACAUGGGCAUAUGCCAGCCUCUCAGCGUCUUCCUAGCCUACAGCCUUGUCCACAAGGUGGGAUUAUUGGUUGGUGAUUGAGGACUGCAGAUCUGGUCUCCCUGAAACCUUAUUGUGGAAAAGAUGUUUUAAGACCCAUGCUGAUACCAAAAGUGCCCAAUACAUGAGAUGAUUUCUUUCCCUGUCAAAACAUUUAUUGUCUCCAGACAGCCAAUGUGAAUGAAGAGGUUUAGAACUCAGUACAUUCAUGCUACCUUUUGUGCUGGAAGACUAGCUGGCAGAGAACAGGGUACCUACACCAGCUGCUGUGCCUGACCACUCCUUGAAGUGAUAUCAGCAGGUAUCUGUGCUAAUUCUCUGCCUCCUGGGACACAAGGACCAUCCAAAUAAAACCAAACAAUUCAGAAAAGCCAAAGGAAUUUUCCAACAAUGUUUCCAUAACCCAUUAACU
Dipodomys ordii (Ord's kangaroo rat) is the source of this 2636-nucleotide messenger RNA. RefSeq names its product spermatogenesis associated, serine-rich 1 (gene Spats1). NCBI's taxonomy places the organism in Eukaryota, Metazoa, Chordata, Mammalia, Rodentia, Heteromyidae. The transcript is spliced from 8 exons. Bases 1 to 1002 code for a protein of 333 amino acids. The record is from RefSeq and is a predicted model, not a curated record.